ACAUGGCUGCCCUGGGUGCUAGCCUGGCUGUGUUACUGGUCAUCUCUACGGUCGUCAUCGGCCUGCUCAUCUUCCGCAUCCAGAAGGGCAAGACAGAUUGGAGGAAGCUGUCAGAGGCCAACAUCUUCCGUAGCUCUCUUGGGAAAGGUCCCGGCGGACUCAAGAACGGGGUGCAGUACACCAACGAGGGCUUCCAGAAUGACGGGGACACUAACAGCGUGGGAUCCAAAGGCCCAGAGGAGAUGGAUGGGAAACGGUCCAUCGGGAAUGGAGUGACCUCCAGAGCUGUGGAGGAGACUGUCAUGAAGGUCUCGGCUCCACUGUACUCCAACCUCCUGCUUGACACCGGCAGCCUGGCAGGGUCUGAUAAGGCCGACAGCGAGAAGGAGGUGAAGCCCAUCCUGACCAAGGAGAGGCGCGUGGAGGAGGGCUACAAGUCAGUCUGGUUCAAAGAGGACAUCGACCCCAAUGCCAAGGAGGAAGUGGUCAUCAUACCUGACAAUGGGGAGCGGGAAGGUGAUGACGAUGAUGAUGAUGAUGAUGAUGAUGAGGAAGAGGAGGGGUUUAGAGAGGAGGAAGAAGAAUAUGACAACUCGUCACCACAGACCCCAAAGGUGUUGUUCUCUGAUGCUGAUAUGGAUGAUGGCCGUGGGGUGAGGUUUGAGGAUUCUGAGAAUGAAAAAAUCCAGACGUCUGACCUGUGAGGAGUAUGGGGGUAGGCCUGCACUGGAUUUAGCUUGCCUUGUCUGUUUGGGUGGGUGAGGUUUUCUUUUUUCGUUCAGUUGUGCCGGGUAAGCUAAAUCUUGCGCAACUGGGGCCCCAUUUAUACUGUAAUUGUUGUGUAAAUUCCACACUAAAUAUCUGUGUGCGCCAUUUCUGAAAAUAAUACGUACGUCUAAAAAUAUUGAGAUUUCUAAACUUGGCACACGCCCUACAUACACAUUUUUACCGUUAUAAUUCAGACCUGUCGUUAAACUGUGCACACAUGAACAAGCAUUCUAACUCUGUCAGAAAAAGUCCCUUCAUUCACCUUUUAUAGUGACAAUAACGCCCUUUAUUUGCUGUAUAAUUUGGAACUGUUGGAAUUAGGCCAUGUAGGUUUCUGAAAGAAAGAGUAAUGGCAAAUUUGAUCACAUUUUGUAGAGGUGUGAGCAGAAUGUUUUAGUCUUUUACAGUGACUUUUUCAAACUUAACAUUCAUGCUGCCUAUAGUGAGUGCCAAACACUUUAUUGAUUGUAUAUUCAAAACAGUUUUACUUUGACAGUAUGGGUAUAGGCUACAGUAUUGCUGUGCAAUAGGAGCGUGACAUCAUAGCCUAUUUAAGCCUAUACCAAAACAGGAGAUAGAAACACAAUAAUCGA
Molecule: messenger RNA, 1361 nt
Organism: Salvelinus namaycush (lake trout)
Lineage: Eukaryota; Metazoa; Chordata; Actinopteri; Salmoniformes; Salmonidae
Gene: cdhr5b
Product: cadherin-related family member 5b
Exons: 2
Coding region: 3-704 (233 amino acids)
Source: RefSeq, a predicted model, not a curated record